Messenger RNA from Talpa occidentalis (Iberian mole), 909 nucleotides. RefSeq names its product vomeronasal type-1 receptor 4-like. NCBI's taxonomy places the organism in Eukaryota, Metazoa, Chordata, Mammalia, Eulipotyphla, Talpidae. Gene Ontology annotation, molecular function: pheromone receptor activity. The transcript has a single exon. Bases 1 to 909 code for a protein of 302 amino acids. The record is from RefSeq and is a predicted model, not a curated record. Gene Ontology annotation, cellular component: membrane. Gene Ontology annotation, biological process: G protein-coupled receptor signaling pathway.
AUGGCCACCAGAGACCUGGCGGUGGGAGUGAUCUUUCUAGUGCAGACGUUAGUUGGAAUUCUGGGCAAUUUCUACCUUCUUUAUCACUAUCUCUUCUUUUCCUUGACAGGAAGCAGGUUGAGAUCCACAGAUCCGAUCCUCAAGCACAUGACAGUUGCCAACCUCUUAGUCAUUCUCUCAAAAGGCAUCCCCCAGACGAUGGCAGCUUUGGGACUAAAGGACUUCCUCGGUGCUUUGGGCUGCAAACUUGUUUUCUGUGCUCACAAGGUGGGCAGAGGCGUGUCCAUGGGCACCACCUGCCUCCUGAGCGUCUUCCAGGCUGUCACCAUCAGCCCCCGGGGCUCCUGGUGGGCAGGGCUGAAGGACAAAGCUCCCAGGUACCUGGGAACCACCAGCAUCCUCUGCUGGUUCCUGAACAUGUCACUAAAUCUCAUAGUCCCUGUGUUUGUGACAGAGAGAUCAGGUGGCACAAACGUGACAAGGACAAGAGAUUAUGGGUACUGUCAUGCAGUCACUCACUAUAAAAUUAUAGAGACUCCAUAUUUAAUACUGGCAUCGUCCCAUGACGUGCUGUGUGUGGGGCUUAUGGUCUGGGCCAGCGGCUCCAUGGUGUGCACCCUGCACCGGCACAGGCAACGGGUCCGGCACCUUCAUAGGAGCAGCGUAGGGGACCCCCGGCACCCCCCCGAGACCAGAGCCACCCAGAGCAUCCUGGUCCUGGUGAGCACGUUUGCAUUGCUGUGCACCCUCUCUGUUGCCUUCCAGACCUGUAUGACUAUUUCUAAAAAUCCCAGCACGUGGCUGGUGGUGACCUCUGUACUGCUCGCAGCCUGCUUCCCCACUGCCAGCCCCUACAUCCUCAUGCGCCACGACUCCAGAGUACUGGGGCUCUGCUUUCCAAGAAAAUGA